AUGACGGACUAUUGGAUAUCUUGCAAAAAGCACUACUGUGAAGUUUGCAAAAUAUGGAUUUCAGGACAUCCAAUUAACGUCAAGACACAUGAAAACACUCCGAAACACCUCACAGCGGUGCGCAAUGCCAUUAUAGAUUCGCACAAAAGGGAGCAUGAAAGACGGAAGGCAGAAGCUUUUGAGAGAGAGGAGUUAGAAAGGCUAGAAAGGAUUGUGAAUAGUGAAUCUUAUUCCAGUUCCGGGCCAAAUGUCGACGAUUUAUCUCCUAGACAAUUUAUCACACCCAUAACACAUAGCGGGCCCAGUAGGGAUGAGGAGAGAAAGAGAAUAGAAGCCUUUUACCAUUCAAAACUCAAGGCCCCAAAUCAGCCUAACGACGAUGGGGGAGCCAUUGGUGCUGUCAAUACUUCCGAUGUGGAAAAACAAUUGGAAUCACAUUUGGGGCCUGGGUGGAAGAAGAAAUUUGAUCCUAUUAGGAAGGUUAAGUAUUUUCACAACGAGAAAACUGGGGAGGUUAAACUUAUUACUAAUGAUAUUCUCAAAUCAUACAACCCAACUACACCAAUUCAUAACAUAACAGCUAAUAGCUGUGUUGUCAAUAGUACAACAACUAUUCUCAAUAGCCAUAUUAUCUCAGACAACACAACAGAGCAGCCAAAAAAUAGCAAAACUAAACCACUAAUAGCGAUCAAAAUAAAAUCUAAAACCCAAAAUGCUGAAACAAGUACGUAUGAUGCCGCAAAUAGCAACGAUAAAGUAAAUAAAGAAACACCCCAAAAUGCAGAAGCUGCAGUUCCAAUUAUUGGAGGUUGGGAGAUCGUGAAACAGGAAGAAAGCGCAUUCAACCUGCCCGUAUACACAGAACAUCCGCCUCCAUCCGCCGAUUAUGACAGCAAUGAAGAUGACUUAUCAGAUCCAUUGGAGGAUGGCGUUGCAAAGCCCAUGUUUAUGAAACCAACGAUUAAUAGUUCAAGCAACAAAAAUGGCAUAUCAUUCAGCAAACGGGAUGUUUCAGUCAUUAAACGUCCAAAAAAGCUGGUUAAUGAUUUUAUGAAAUCUGUCAGAUCGCGGCAAUUUGGCUGA
This is a messenger RNA of Babesia microti strain RI, 1083 nucleotides long. RefSeq names its product U1 small nuclear ribonucleoprotein C, putative. The transcript has 2 exons. NCBI's taxonomy places the organism in Eukaryota, Apicomplexa, Aconoidasida, Piroplasmida, Babesiidae. Gene Ontology annotation, cellular component: precatalytic spliceosome. Gene Ontology annotation, biological process: mRNA splicing, via spliceosome. The record is from RefSeq and is a predicted model, not a curated record. Bases 1 to 1083 code for a protein of 360 amino acids. Gene Ontology annotation, molecular function: zinc ion binding; RNA binding.